Molecule: messenger RNA, 5626 nt
Organism: Anolis sagrei ordinatus
Lineage: Eukaryota; Metazoa; Chordata; Lepidosauria; Squamata; Anolidae
Gene: TESK2
Product: testis associated actin remodelling kinase 2
Biological process (GO): protein phosphorylation; actin cytoskeleton organization
Cellular component (GO): cytoplasm; nucleus
Molecular function (GO): protein serine/threonine kinase activity; ATP binding
Source: RefSeq, a predicted model, not a curated record
CGUGAGUGCGGACAUGCGCGGUCCCCUCUCCUUCUCUUUUCUCUCUCCCCCUCCUCCUCCUCAUUCGCUGCUGUGUCGCGGAGGGAGAGAGAGAGAGGGAGAGAGAGAGGGCAAGGGGGAGGGAAGGGCCUGACUGAGGCUGUCGUCGCGGAGGCCCAGCUUUGCGCGGGGCGGGGCCAAGCUGGCGCCUUCCCCGCGUCCCUCUGCCCUGUCCAGGCGUCGCCGCAGGGCUUGAGCCCGCGCCUGGCCUCUUUCUUUCCUCCCUCCUUCGCCCGGGCUGCCUCUUGAGUGGGAGGUGGACAUGGCCCGUCCCGGGGAGCGCGGGGCCCUCCGCCUCGCCCCCGCCUCGCUUGCCUUUUCUCCCCCCCAGGCAGGGAAGGAAGACCGAGUGGUGAGUAUCCAACCAGAGAGAAGAAAAACAAAUUGAACACCUAGGAUGUGAGAGAUCCUCUCCUUUCUAAAGGAGCCAUAUUGUUUGCAAGAUGGAUCGGAGUAAGCGAAAUUCAAUAGCAGGAUUUCCACCGCGCUUGGAACGUCUUGAAGACUUUGAUGGUGGUGGAGGUGAUGGGGCUGUGUCUCAGAUGGGCAGAGUCUGGACUUCUUCAUACAAGGCCUUGAUAAGUGCCUUUUCAAGACUUACACGGCUUGAUGACUUUUCCUGUGAGAAAAUAGGAUCUGGUUUCUUCUCUGAGGUGUUCAAGGUACGGCACAAGGUAUCUGAUCAAGUAAUGGCUUUGAAGAUGAAUACACUAAGUAGCAACCGUGCAAACAUGCUAAAAGAAGUCCAGCUCAUGAACAGGCUUUCACAUCCAAACAUACUAAAGUUUAUGGGUGUCUGUGUACAUCAAGGACAAUUGCAUGCUCUUACUGAGUAUAUCAACUGUGGUAACUUGGAACAAUUAUUAGACGGCAAUCAGCAUCUUCCCUGGAUGGUGAGAGUGAAACUGGCCUUGGACAUUGCUCUAGGACUUUGUUAUCUUCACUAUAAAGGCAUUUUCCAUCGAGAUCUAACAUCUAAGAACUGUUUGAUAAAGCAUGAUGAGAGUGGAUAUUCUGCUAUAGUUGGUGACUUUGGCUUGGCAGAGAAAAUCCCAGAUUUUAGUGAGAAGCUGCCAGUGGUGGGGUCUCCUUACUGGAUGGCACCUGAAGUGCUGAGAGAUGAGCCAUAUAAUGAAAAGGCAGAUGUGUUCUCAUAUGGAAUAAUUCUUUGUGAAAUUAUAGCCAGGAUCCAGGCCGAUCCAGACUUUCUCCCUCGCACAGAGAAUUUUGGAUUGGAUUAUGAUGCCUUUCAGCAUAUGGUAGGAGAUUGUCCGCCUAACUUCCUCCAGUUAGCCUUCAACUGCUGCAACAUGGACCCAAAGUUACGCCCUUCAUUUGCUGAUAUUGUCAAGGCACUGGAGGAAAUCUUGAGCAAUUUGAAAAGUGAGGAGGAUGAAAGAGAAAGGAAGCUUCUAACGUUGGACAAUACGGAAAGGAAACCCAUCUCUGUUUCGAAAGGAUUACUAGAGAGAGGACAAGGCGUCAAAAGACUAAGUUCACUGGAUGACAAGAUCCCACCUAAGUCUCCCCGUCCAAGGCGCAACAUCUGGUUGUCACGCAGUCAGUCAGAUAUCUUCUCUCGAAAGCCUUGUCGCAAAAUAAAUGUGCAGGACCCCUACUACACACCAAGCAAAGGAGCAAACCGCAAAGUCAACCCCUUCAAUUCUAGGGAAGACUUAAAAGGGGGAAAGAUCAAAUUUUUUGACAUGCCAAGCAAAUCUGUGAUAUCCCUUGUAUUUGACUUGCAUUCCCCAGGGUGUCUGAAGAUGAGCCAACCACAGUUUAGGCCAUCGUACGGCAUUGACUGGCAAGAAUCCUCUUUCGCUCCUGGAAGACGGAGUAGAUCACUCCCAGUCUCUCCUGAAUUUGUACAUAAAGGUUAUAGUACAUUUGUGGAUCUCUCUGCAACUGUUAGUAGGUGUGAUCCCAGCCAGUUGGGGGCUGAAGUGCGGCAGAAGCUACUGAGCAGUAAUAAGUAUGGUGUGUCUGAGAUCCCUCCUUUUCAAGCCAAACAUCAUAGGCAAGAGUCUUCUUCUUUUCUUCAAGAGGAAGAGAUGGAUUGCUCUGAUGGAUUACAGUCCCAAGAAGAAAAUGGAUAUUGCCCUCUUAAAACUUCACUAGAGGAACCCGAACUCAGGCAGACUAUGGGACACAUUCUGCAAGAUGCCCAGAAUGCAGGUGGCCUCUUGGUACAGGAUUUAGACUGUUCAGAAGAUAGAUCCUCAGAGAUGUUCAUGAGCUGUGCCACCUCUGAAGAUAUGGAGGUAGAAGAUGAAACUCAAAGGAAUAUGCCUUCCACUAAGUUGGAGUCUUCCAAACUGUUGUUUAGUGCUAAUUCUUCCCCACAACCAGGCAGAAUGUCUUCUUCUCUUUUUGAAGCAGUGGAUAGUGACCCCUCAAAUGUGGUUUCUCUUCCAUCUUCAAAUGCACCAGCACCAGUAAGCGAGCAGUCAAAAUGUGACAUUUAAAGCCUAGCUAUGAUACUAUGGUUAAAAGAAACUCCUUCCAACAGCUUUGGUUUUAAUUUCUAUGUCAGAGUGCUCUAGGAAUUUGUAGCAAUACCACCAUUUGGAAACUCCCAACAUGUAUUUGGAGAGACUACAUGUGUAUGAGAGCAUGUAAGAGAAUCUCAUAGCAUACCAUAGGAGGCAGCUACUGUAGACAGAACCUACAUGGGAUACCAUAGGUUUAUAAUUCUGAAACAGAUGGAAUCAGGGACAAACCUAUUAGAAGCCCCCUUCCUCCCCCCAUUCAUACAUGUCUUUCCGUUUUGUUAAAGGAAUUCUUAGUCUCUACUGAAAGAAUGCUUCCAAACCUGGUAGUGACAUUUCAUUUCAGGUAUCCCUCAUUUUGAGUUUGCCUUUCUCCUUGGCAACUGCUGAGCAAAUAUAAAUGACAGCUUCUGUUGCUUGUAAGAGGUUUGAAAUGGGCAAUGCAGUGAUAUUCUAGAUCUGGGUGGGAAACCAGUUAUUUUACAUCAGUUGCCUCUGCCUGUUAACCGUACUGCUUAGAUUUGGAGGGCCGCUUAUUUCCAUAUUUGCUCUAGAUGGACAGGGAGAUGAUAGCUCCUUGUUUCUCUAAUGAAGGAACAAGGCAAAAGUUUCCUUGUAUUCCAUAAACAAAGUUGGAUUUGGUUGCAGUAGUUAAACUUCUUAAUUCAUCCAGUCUAGUUUUAAACACUUGCUUAGUGAAUAGCUUAGAACCCUACUUCAGGACAUCAUUUGGCCAAUUACAAUUUGCUUUGGCCAUGCUUUAAACUUAUAACUUUCCCAUUUUCCCUAAGCAAUAAUAGCUGUUAUACAGGUAAUGUUCAAUCAAUCUAAUGAGCUCCUGUUGCAAAAAAGUUCAACAACAGUAUAUUCACAUAUCUUAGGUAUCUCUAUUCUGUGUUGUAGAAGUAAUGAGGCAGAAUAACUCUACAAAUAUCAAUAUGAAAUUCUAAAGUAAGCCCACCUCUCCUUAGCAACAUGUUCUUGAAGUCUAGCUGUCUGCAACAUUUUCAGUCAUUUUCUGUUUUGGCCUGUCACACUGGGUAGAUGUGUGCACAUUUAGAAACACAGUUUAUAUUUAUAGGUUUUAUAAUCCCAUUUUGAAUCCACCUGAGUUCCCUCUAAUGGAGAGGAUUCGCUUGUUUGCGUCUUAGAUUUGAACUCAGGCUGAAGGAAGAAUAGCAUGCCCAUUUUGUAUGUAACUUCUACUCAGAAUCCAGACCAGUCCUGAAUGCCCAAAAGUAGAGAGGUUAGUUUGAAUUCUAUAUGAGGAAUGCCUUUGAUCCCAUAUUUUAAUAUAUUAGACUAGUGAGAACUCCCCUAUGGGGAGGAAAAUAAAAGCCGUGCUUGCCUCCCUUUCCUUUUCAUCCCUCAAAAAUGAACUAUAGAAUAAGUGAAAAUCCAUUUAAAUAUCAAGCAAUAAUAUGGAAAUCACAGAGCAAUACUGAAAUCCUGUAAGAGCAGAUAACGUUCACUUGUUGAAAACUUAUCAGUAGUAAACAUAUCUGUACUUUAUAUAGUCCUUGAUACCCUUGCAUCUGGAACUAAGAAUGAUUAUCCUUUCGCCAUACAUUAACAUAGAUUUCUAAAGCAGUACCAUUUGUUAUCUCUUUCAGAAACAGCCAAAGAGAGCCCAUGUAAUAUUUUUUUAGAUGAGUAUUGGAAAAGUAUCUGAGUUACCAGCUUAUUUCUGAACACUUUUCAGACACAGUUUAAAUUUGGCACCAGCAAAAUAGUUUGGUGUAUGGAUGUUGAAAUGUUGACUUGAGAAUUUGGGUCUGCUUUGGAGAUUGUGAAAGCCCAUGUCUGCUCUAUGGCUUUGCUGCGAGGCCUCUAAUAAUCUUGUAGCCUUUUGAUGUUUUAAUAGUGCUCUUAUUACACGUUGAAAGGCUGAUGGUGAAUCAAAAGGCACCGUUUGGAACAAGUGGCCUCCGCCCUGACCUUACUUCCUCCUUUGUGUAUUUUCCUUUUACAUGAGGUCUUUUCUCUGUACACCCCAAAAUGGAAGCAGGACAAACUUAUGUCACUGCUCUACAUUCACACCAGAAUGCUGAGCUUUAGGUGGGGUUCCUUAUUUUAACAUAGAAAGUAUGAAGUAUUCCCUGUUUGUAUUGUGAUGGAAAGAGGUUGGCUUUUAAAAGAGCCUUGGUGAAUGCCAAUUCUUUUGUGAUGUGAUUAAAACAAAAUGUAUACCGUCCCCUUGUGCAACAGGUAAGAGCCCCUGGCAUCUUACCUGUGCAUUCUCCAAGCCAGUAUUUCAGAUCAUCUGUUGGCCAUUAGUCGUGCUCAGUACAGAACAUGGUUCUACAAUGCUUUGUACGAACACAGUAGUGAAUAGUGUUGCCUUUAUCAUGGUGUUGAUUUGAUGACAAAGAUGCAGCUUGCUUUUAUAAGCCACCUGCAGACACUUCUAAGAUCCCCCCAACUGUUUUUAAUUCACUGAGUUUAUUAAAUGCCUAUUAGAAGUUAUACAUGUGGCUGAUUGGUGAACGAAGAUUGUGUGAAUAAAUGUAACAAAUUGCUGCCCCAGGAGAAGGUGGGGACACAAUAGGUUUAUUCUUGGUUGCUGUAUUUUGUCCAAGAACACUGGUGUUCCUUGCCAGUUUAACUACAGACACUUGAAUAAUUCCUCUUUGCACUUAAUGCUGCUGUUUAUACUGCAUGUCACUACAUUUCUAUGCAAAAAAUAACCUUUGGGGCAGCCAAAUAUUUGAUUAAGGUUUAAAGAUCUGUGCAAGAUCUAUUUUCAUAUUUAUGAAGGAAUUUUAUGUCUUAAUAUUUGCAGUCUGUAAAUAGCUAAAACUUUGUCAUUAAAACUUAGAAAAAAGUUUGUAGCCUGUGCAUAAUUUAAUACUGCCAGAGAAGAAUUUUUGCAAAACUUUUUUCUAAUAUUGCGAAUAUUUAUGAAUAUGUAAAGAAGCAAAUCUUGAGUUUUUAUGUUGAUUUACUUUUUCUGACUUUACUCUUAACUACAUAAAUGGUAUGUUUUACUGGAACUGAAAUAAGUAACCAAAGAUGAAUCUAGUAUUUGCGUAUGUUUUGUCAGUUUUUGUAAAUUGUUUCCCAAUUUGCUUUCCAAAUAAAAACCAAUAAAUUUA